Messenger RNA from Trichoplax adhaerens, 1263 nucleotides. RefSeq lists its product as uncharacterized. Bases 1 to 1263 code for a protein of 420 amino acids. The transcript is spliced from 2 exons. Gene Ontology annotation, biological process: oligosaccharide biosynthetic process; protein N-linked glycosylation. Lineage: Eukaryota; Metazoa; Placozoa; Uniplacotomia; Trichoplacea; Trichoplacidae. The record is from RefSeq and is a predicted model, not a curated record. Gene Ontology annotation, molecular function: alpha-1,6-mannosylglycoprotein 2-beta-N-acetylglucosaminyltransferase activity. Gene Ontology annotation, cellular component: Golgi membrane; Golgi stack.
AUGGCUAAGACAUCCGUAGAUACAAUCGUAAUAGUUAUUGUUAAGCAAUUUAUUCUUUUAUUAAUUCACUAUAGCUCCCAUAACAAAGAUGAUGAUAAGGAAGAUUCUUUGCAAAGAAAGCAUUUCCCACAAUUCCAGAGCAAGAAGAAUAAAUUAUUCAUCCCUCAAUAUUUUGGUAUUAGAAAAAACUCUAGUAACUCAAUGACGUUUGCUAAUCAUGCAAAAAUAAAACCAUCAGCUAGUUUCCAGCUAGAUACGCAAAUGAUAAUCCCUAUGGUCAUAUUUUGUUCCUAUCGGCCUGAAUAUACGGUUAAGCUAAUCGAUUCUUUGAAGAAUUUACAAUUCCUCAACCCUCAAACACCAUGCUUAUUUGUCUUGCAUAAAAGUCCCAAAGUUACAGAAGAAAGUGUGAAAGGGAUGAAUGAUUUAUUAAACAAAAUUGACUUUUGCAAAGUAAUCAAGUGGAGAGUGAUUGAUUUGAGUAAGAAUCGAACGUCAAAAGCGUUUAAAAUGCAUUGGUAUAAGGUUGUGGCUAAAGUAUUUGAAGAUCGAGAUAUAUUCCAUUUGGGGCAAGUAUACAGGAAAGACGUGAUAUUUUUAGAAGAUGAUAUAAUAUUAUCACCUGAUGCAAUUAAAGUAUUUUCUUACGGGAUUCAAGUUAAGAAAUCUCGACAAAGGGUUAUUGCAGUUGGACUAGGUGGAUGGUCGGGUGAAAACCUAAUCAACGCACACCCAGAUACUUUCGAUAUUCGUUACUCAGCUUUUUUUCCGUCAAUGGCCUAUGCAUUUAAUGCUUCUUUCUGGAAAACGAUUAAAACAUCAAAAUUUCUAAAAAUACCGAAUAAUGACUGGUCUGAAUCACUGGGGCUUAUUAUCAAUAGAUUUAUUAACCCACGGCCAUUGUUUUUGCUUCCUACAUUAGGUCGUCUAUGGCAUGUGGGUAAAGCAGGUUUAGGAUUACGUGGUGAUGGAUCAAUCAGGCGUGAUGUCCAAAUUGCUGCACAUUGGUUAAAAUCUCCACGAUUAAUUAACUUGGAAACUGCCUCUGUAAAUACUGGUAUUCGGGAUAUUUUUGGUUUUGUAUGUAAAGAAUCGGAAUUGAGAAACAUUUUCACGAUGCGAUGUCUCUGUCCACAAUCUUAUCAACGUUUUCCACCCGAUAGACGAUUUGAAAUUGUGUGCUAUCAAUUUGGCAAUUAUAUCCGCGAUCCUUGCUUAAAAAAGUUUCCUUUUCUUUACCGAGAUGAAAGUCAAUGGUCGUGA